Myxocyprinus asiaticus (Chinese sucker) is the source of this 3366-nucleotide messenger RNA. RefSeq names its product retinoblastoma-binding protein 5. The transcript has 14 exons. Gene Ontology annotation, cellular component: Set1C/COMPASS complex. Gene Ontology annotation, molecular function: protein binding. The record is from RefSeq and is a predicted model, not a curated record. NCBI's taxonomy places the organism in Eukaryota, Metazoa, Chordata, Actinopteri, Cypriniformes, Catostomidae. The coding region runs from base 149 to 1747 and encodes 532 amino acids.
UCUUCGCAGAUCCGCGCCAGUCGCGCUGCAGUCGCACAUCACGAGUGUUUAUUAUUAUUAUUAUUAUUAUUAUUAUUAUUCUUUUCACUUUUUAAUGUAAAAUAAUCAGUUUUUUCUUCAUCGAGUUUGUUUGUGAAAAUCAGCAGCGAUGAAUCUGGAGUUGCUCGAGUCCUUCGGGCAGAAUUAUCCAGAGGAGGCCGAUGGCACUCUGGACUGCAUCAGUAUGGCUCUCACUUGCACGUUUAACCGCUGGGGGACGCUGUUGGCCGUCGGCUGUAAUGACGGACGAAUUGUCAUCUGGGACUUUCUUACGCGCGGCAUUGCCAAAAUUAUCAGCGCGCACAUACAUCCCGUCUGUUCGCUCAGCUGGAGUAGAGACGGACACAAGCUCGUGAGUGCCUCCACAGAUAACAUCGUCUCUCAGUGGGACGUCCUGACAGGAGAUUGUGACCAACGAUUCCGAUUCCCGUCACCCAUCCUCAAACUGCAGUGCCAUCCCAGAGACAUGGAUAAAGUUCUAGUGUGCCCUAUGAAGUCAGCACCCGUUCUUCUAACGCUGUCCGACUCCAAACAUGUGGUUCUGCCCGUGGACGAUGACUCGGAUCUGAACGUGGUGGCGGCAUUUGACCGGCGCGGUGAAUACAUCUACACUGGCAAUGCCAAGGGAAAGAUUCUGGUGUUGAACACAGACACGCAGGAUCUAGUGGCAUCGUUUCGGGUGACGACGGGAACCAGUAACACCACAGCCAUCAAAUCCAUCGAGUUUGCACGGAAGGGCAGUUGUUUCCUGAUAAACACAGCAGACAGAAUCAUUCGCGUGUACGACGGCCGAGAGAUUCUCACCUGCGGCAGAGACGGAGAGCCUGAACCCAUGCAGAAACUACAGGACCUUGUGAACAGGACGCCGUGGAAGCGCUGUUGUUUCUCUGGCGACGGCGAGUAUAUUGUGGCGGGAUCGGCACGGCAGCACGCGCUGUACAUCUGGGAGAAAAGCAUUGGGAACCUGGUGAAGAUCCUUCACGGCACGCGAGGAGAACUGCUGCUGGAUGUGGCGUGGCACCCUGUGCGGCCGAUCAUUGCGUCGAUCUCCAGUGGAGUUGUGUCUAUAUGGGCCCAGAACCAAGUGGAGAACUGGAGUGCGUUUGCUCCUGAUUUUAAAGAGUUGGAUGAGAAUGUGGAGUAUGAAGAGAGAGAGUCAGAGUUUGAUAUUGAAGAUGAAGACAAGAGUGAACCAGAACAGACCGGAGCUGAUGCAGCUGAAGAUGAGGAGGUGGACGUCACUACAGUUGAUCCCAUCGUAGCGUUCUGCAGCAGUGAUGAAGAGCUGGAGGAUUAUAAAGCACUGCUGUAUCUGCCCAUCGCUCCGGAGGUGGAAGACCCAGAGGAGAAUCCGUUCGGACCACCGCCGGACGCCGCGGUGCAAAACGCCACCACUGAAGACAGCAGCACUGCAGAUAAAAAACAAAGACAGCCAUCUACAGACGGAGGUCCGCCCAAGAAGAAGAUCCGGACCACUACUAUCGAACUGCAGGGCGUUCCGAGUGAUGAGGUGCACCCGUUACUGGGGGUGAAGGGCGACAGUAAGUCGAAGAAGAAGGCAGCCGGGCGGCCGAAGGGCUCUAAAGGUAAAGAGAAAGAUUCUGCGUUCAGAUCCAAACUCUACAGGGACAGAGCGGAGGGGCUCGGAGUGCUAGGAAAUCUCGUCUCAUCGGCAUUCAAGCAGCAUGAAGUGCAGGGUUUUGACUGAAGCUGAAGAAAACGGCGCCCCCUGUCUGUGUGGAUGAACAUCGCCACACUUUUUAUGGACUGUAAAGACUGAAUUUGUUGCAUUAUUUCUAAGGACGUCACAGCUCAAUGAUGCUGCAGUUGGAAGCCUGACUGAUCCAUUCCUCGUGUAGAGAGAAAGAGAGAGCGAUAGAGAGGGAUGCAUGUAUUUUUUGUAGAGUAGAACGAUCUGUCGCCGUGUAACAGAACCAGCUGGAUCACACUUAGAUAUCCUACAACAAUGCUGGUUUAGUUUUCAGUGAUAUCUCUGUACGGUGAUGGUUUUUUAUACAUAUUAAACCAGUUUUUUUGUUUGUUUUUUUGAGAGUGCUGUAUUGGUUUGUGUUGUUGUUGUUGUUUUUGGCACAAUAAUGUUUUCUGAAGCACACUGCAUAAGAAAAAAAAAAUCCUAAUCAGUAUUUCCGUCUUGUUUUCCUUUUUAAAUAUCUGACAUUUACUUGAGAAGCAAAAUAGUGCAAGAAAAGAUCUUCGAUUAUGUUUCUUUGUUUUUCCACGUUUACAUUUUUUGUUUUUUAUGCAUAAACCCCACAAACUUUUGUUAAGAUAUACUGUAAGCUCAAAGCAAAACUUAAUUCAAGGUAUGUUCUUAUGCAUGGGGGAUGCAGGGGUACGUGUCCCCCUCACUUUCAAUAAAAUCAAAGUUCAUCCCCCUCACUUUUGAAAUGAUUGCUACGCCCCUGUUCUGAAGUAAAUGUAUCUUGUUUUUGAGGUGUUUAGAUAUUUAUACUGAAAACAGAAAUGCUGAUUAGAAAUGUUUCUCCUUUACAGUGUGUCAAGAACAGUGCUGGAAUAAAAUGAUGCUGUAAGUUCAUGCGAUGGAAAUACAAUUCUCCAUGUCGUGUAGUGCACUAACACUGUCUGUCCAGCAGGUGUCGUCAGUGAUCUAAAAAAUGACCUGAAAGACAUUUUUUUCUGUUAUUUGGUACCAUUUUGCAUUUUCUGCUGUUGGAUUCCAUUUUGUGUUUCUGUGUUUUAUUGUGUUAGGAACAUCUAAAGUUUACAGUUCAUCUGUGCAGAAUUGUUCCUCUUACUGAGUACCGUUUGAGCUGCUCAGAUGGAGUAACAGAUGAAAUGUGUGUCCAUCUGUUUGUCAGUCUGAGCUUAACCCUUGUGCGAUCUUCGGGACAUUUUUGUUUUUUUGUUAAUGCCAACGGCAUACAUUUAUCCAAAGGUGUGUAUUUUUGGGGUAAUUUUGAUAUUUCAAUAAUACACUGUGUACACAAAAUAGUUACACUCAGGACCUUCAGGACAAAAAUGUCCCCAUUGAAACCCAUUAAAACUGCAAUAUUUGAUCCCAGUGCCAUUAAAGCAUAAAAUCAUGAAUUCUAUGAUAUUAUACUUUCAUUCCGGAGCCCUGGCUUCAAAAUUUACAUUUUUAAUAUUUUCCACUUUCCACCAGAUGGCGCCAUUUUUCUCAUGUUUAGCCUAUGGAGCAAAUACAAGCUUUUCCCCUAUUCUCUGUUUGCUGUAUUAUAGAGCACUGCAGGACAACUGAAUAAAUGAUGCAGAUAAAAUUGUGUGUGUGUUGGUAUGGAUGUCAAAGUGUGUUUUGUAUGUGUGUAUUGAGAAGUGUGUGUGUGU